Lepus europaeus (European hare) is the source of this 4437-nucleotide messenger RNA. RefSeq names its product zinc finger CCHC-type containing 24 (gene ZCCHC24). NCBI's taxonomy places the organism in Eukaryota, Metazoa, Chordata, Mammalia, Lagomorpha, Leporidae. The transcript has 4 exons. The coding region runs from base 56 to 781 and encodes 241 amino acids. Gene Ontology annotation, molecular function: nucleic acid binding; zinc ion binding. The record is from RefSeq and is a predicted model, not a curated record.
CUGGAGGGGGGGCGCGAGCGGGCGGCCGGGGAGGGGCCGGCACCGCCGCGGCAAAAUGAGCCUGCUGUCGGCCAUCGACACGAGCGCCGCCUCGGUCUACCAGCCGGCCCAGCUGCUCAACUGGGUCUACCUGUCGCUGCAGGACACGCACCAGGCCAGUGCCUUCGAUGCCUUCCGGCCGGAGCCGCCCGCCGGCGCCGCGCCCCCGGAGCUGGCCUUCGGCAAGGGCCGCCCGGAACAGCUGGGCUCGCCCCUGCACUCCAGCUAUCUCAACAGCUUCUUCCAGCUGCAGCGCGGAGAGGCGCUGGGCAGCAGCGUGUACAAGAGCGCCUCGCCCUACGGCUCCCUCAACAACAUCGCCGACGGCCUCAGCUCGCUCACCGAGCACUUCUCUGACCUGAGCCUCAGCUCCGAGGCCCGCAAGCCCAGUAAGCGGCCCCCGCCCAACUACCUGUGCCACCUGUGCUUCAACAAAGGACACUACAUCAAAGACUGCCCCCAGGCACGCCCCAAAGGCGAGGGGCUGACGCCGUACCAGGGCAAAAAGCGCUGCUUCGGCGAGUACAAGUGCCCCAAGUGCAAGAGAAAAUGGAUGAGCGGCAACUCGUGGGCCAACAUGGGGCAGGAGUGCAUCAAGUGCCACAUCAACGUGUACCCGCACAAGCAGAGACCCCUGGAGAAGCCCGACGGCCUGGACGUGUCUGACCAGAGCAAGGAGCACCCGCAGCACCUGUGUGAGAAGUGCAAGGUCCUGGGCUACUAUUGCCGCCGCGUCCAGUGACCACCGCCGCCGCCCACUUGCCCGCCCACAGCCGUCCUCCUGCCAGCCCAAGCCGACAGCACCCGCUGUGUGUGCCCUGGGCUCGGGGCGGAGGGCGGACUCCCGGGUCUUGUCUUGUGUGUGUUGACAAACACUGUUGUUGACCUUGCUGCUCCCGCAGGUGGUGGGAGGUGGCGGCUCCAGGAAUCUGGUGGGCCUGCGGGCUCCGGGGCCAGGCCCAAGGCCAGCAGGAGUCAGCACCCAGCCCUUGGUGUCCCUGAGAGUCCCUUUGGGGUCAUCAGCCUUGCAUUGGCCACAAGUGCACUAAAUUUACUGUGAAUCCCAGUACCCGCAGGGGGCCGUCUCCCACCGCACCGUCCCUCCCCUCGGCCAGCCUCAGCUUCUUGUCCUGUUGCAAUCAGUGAGCACAGCAAGCAGAAGCCUGGUGCAGCAGCUGCCGGGGCCAUGGGUCCCUCUGGGCCCUACCCAUGGAGGCCCAGAUCUGGCCUGCCUCUGAUGUCACUGGUGUUGCACCUGGGCGCUGCACCCCCGCCACCCUGGACCCAGACAGGCAGAGGUCAGGGGCAGGGAGGCCCUGAAUGCGGGCCUUUACUCCCACCCCCAGCCCCCACCUCACACCUGCCCACUGCCCGGGCUCCACCAGCCCCCUGCCCUCCCACCCGCACAGGACAAAUAGUCCUGGUGAUGGCAGAGAUGCCCAGCCUGGCCCCUCCCUGGUAAGAAGGACACGGGCCUGGCUUUUGCUGCCCACAGAGGGCUUCUCCUCUCUGGGCCUCAGUGUGCCCGUGAGUGCGGUGAGAGAGUGACACCGGAAAGCCAAGUGGCCCGUUUCGGGUCCCACGAUCUGCAGCUCAGAGCCGUCUCCUGGAACAAAGGGCUCCAUUUGGAGAGUUGCAGGGGGCCGGGAUCAUGGGUGGGGCUGUAGCCGUCACCAUCAUCCCCCAGUGGUCACUUAGGCAGGCAGCCUGAGGGAGCCAUGUCCUUUUCCCAUGCUGCCCUGGCCCUGCCUGUUGUCCUUUGUCCCAGUAACACAAAAAGACCCCACCACCACCGCCACCCACCUAGGCCUCCCCAGCUCCUCUCACAGGCCGCCCAGGGACAAGCUGCAGAGCCUCUGGUUUGGGAACUGGGGACAAUGACUUCCUACGUCCCUAGGGAGCAGGGAGGCCCCUGUCCCCUGCGGUGAGAAGUCUCUGCCAUCUUCCUCCCCCUUCCAGGGAGAGAGGGACCUGGCCGGCACCACUGGGUCGGCUGCCUUUGCCCCAACAUUGUGCCUCUAUGGAAAAAAAAAAAAUCAGACCACAAAACAGGCCUGAAAUCCAGUGUUUACCAAGGCUGAAGGACGCCGGUCUGGUGCCCAGCGGCCUUCUGUUUGCAAAUGAAAAUGCUGUGUGCGUGGGAGGAGUGACAGUGAAGUGUUCCGCAGAGGUCCGGAGUGCGAGUGAGGAGUAGGCGGGCGCGGGGCGGGCUGGGUUUGGGGGCCAUCCGUCUGAGCACCGAGCAAAGGUGUGCGUGCUGCAGCCCCGCCCGCCAGGGGGCAGCAGGCCCUACCUGUGGCAGACUGGACACCCUGCCGCCCUGAGCACUGCAUUGCUUAGCUGCUCCCUGUCCGUCCAGGAUGUCGGGGAGAGCUGGGGCCGGGGGAGCUCUGGCCCAAGGCCUCUGUCCCCAGGACCGAGCUGGUGCUGUCAGUCACGGGGCACCUCUAAAGAGGAGGUUGGCAGUGACGGGCUCUGUACUUGCCUGAGGUCAAACCCACAGGGACCCUGGGCCCAGGGCUGCGGGACACCUGCUACCUGGGCUGCAGAGGUUGGGGAAGCACCCCCCCCAAGAGAACCCAGGCUCCACAGGGCAAAAGGAGAUGGGCUAUCACCCCAACAGGACCUCUCAGUGGGCAUGUCCAGCUGGCAGCCACUGCCCUGACCAUCUGCACAGAGCCUGUCACCUGUCACCUUGGGGGUGGGUCCUCCAGCCUGUAGCAGCCCCUCCACGUCCCUCCCCACCCCCCAAGCCCUUGCACUGUUCUAGCUGAAUCUGGGAGCCACUGCUGCCCAGGCUGGUACUUGGAGAAUUAAGUGCUCAGCGGGCCAGGGAGCCCAGCGGAUGAGAAAGUGUGAUUUUAGUACGUUCAAAAGGGACAAUCGCUGGUAGUUAGAAGAUGUGGCUGUCUAGUUGGAAGAGAAUGGGGUUUACCCCGUAUGAAGUAUUCGAUAGCUCUACUUGUGAAUUUGUAUUUAUUUUGAGUUAUACUUGACACAGAAUUCCUUUUUUUAAAAAAAUACUAUGUGUGUAUUUUGGAAAAAAAAUUCAUAGAUGUUAAAAUUUCUGCAUGGUUACCGAUUUUUCUUACAAAACUGAAUUUGAUAGCUUUUCCCGAAAAAGAUCUUCACAGCGAUUUUUGUCUGUAUAUAUUUGAGGGCCUUUUUUUUUUUUAUAAAAAAAAAAAGAAAAGAAAAGAAAAAUACAAUUGCCUGACUUUUGACAUUGAAGAAACAAACAAAAAGAGGCAUUUUCAAAACUUCAGAUUCCAGGAGGGCCGGCGAAUAUCAAACACAGAUUUCUGGAAGUAUUUGCAAACCUUCUGGUUGAGCUACAAGAAAAUAUUGAUGGUGAGAACUGUCCUCUUUUUUUCCUGUUACUGGGUUUGUUGUUUUACUAUGCUUUGGUCUGUAAAAAAAAGUAUGCCGCUGAGCUACACAAAGAAGGAAAUAUUGUCGACAUAGAAUAUUAUAUGAGGUUGGUACAUAAUUAUGAUGAGAAAAAAAAAAAAAACCUUUGCAAUUCUUGAAGCCAUGGUGUUGUUAUCCUGUGUUGUUCUCCUUGGAUGAAAAUAUCAGUAUUAAGUAGCCAGCAUAUCAUUCACGUGUUUAGACGUAUUAAUGUGUUCUUGUCCUGUAUGUAUAUGUAUGUGUAUUUUGGAAAGUAUUGCCUUUUUUUUAAGAGACGCUAUUAUUAGAUACACAGCGGAAAAGGGAACAGUGCCCCUUCGUGCCUCUUCCGUUCGGAUAACCAGCACAGUUGUAAUCUCUUGCACCUUCUUACGAUACCUUGUUAUUACGGUCGUCUUGCUCUUGUAGGGCAGGCGGGGAGGGAGUGAGGGAAGAGGACACAUUUGCCUGCUCUGGCCCUCUGUGGUCUGCCAGCCCCUGGGUCAGCGAGGAGGGAUCUUCUCCCUGAUCCUCUCUGAAGCUUUGUUGCCUGAGCCGGGCCUGGGGGGCCCCCUCCUCUUUGAACUUGGACUUAUCCACCGGAGCCCCUACACCUGCCCUGCAGUGUCUAAAUAGACUUGAAUCUAACGAAUAUUUAAUCCAACCUCACUCCACGGUAGCCCAGGGCAACAACUAACCCUGAACCUCGGAGCGUCACAGCCGUCAGUGAGGAGGCCGGGGAGGCGCUGCUGGCACCGGGAUUCAUCCGUCCUGGUGGCCGGGUGGCUGGUCGACCUUCUCCGCUCGGUGUGACGAUCCUGUCCGUGCCUGCGUCUGUUACUACGUGUGUGUCCAGCUAAAAAGACAAACAGAGCCCGUGGCCCAGCUCGGAGGCUGCCCUCGGGAUGGCAUUCCGUUGUGUGCCUUAUUCCUGGAGAAUCUGUAUACGGCUUGCCUAUAGAAACAUAGCCUUUUCAUGUUGUAUUAAACGGACUUUGAAAAGCGAGA